AAAAGCUCUUGACCGAUUCCCCACUCGGUUUACUUGACCAGCAGUCGUUGUACAUGAACAUCAUGCGCGCUCCUGAGUGGAUGAGCACUGAGAUGGCGCGCCUCACAUCAAGGCUUGAGCGCUACAAGCCCUCGGGCAGUGGCUACAACCGCAUCCAGUCAAUUCGCCUGUCCAAGAGUGUUAUGCAAAUGCUGAACAAUCCGAUGCCUCCGCCCGCAGCCGCUGCCACCGCCAGAACGCAGCAGGAAAGCUCCUUUACGACACCGCGACGACGUGGUGUCCUCAGUCGCAGCGAAUCGGAGUGGGAGGAGGUGUAUCCUGCAGUCAAGAUCAGUCGGCAGGAGAGCAGCGAGAGUGCCGCGAGUGAGGACAGUGAGCUGCGCUUUAACCAUUAUAGAAAUUGUGCCACACGAAUUCCCUAAUUGGGGAUAGUAACUUCAGUCCAUUUUGCAAUAUUUGUAAAUUUGUAUCUGUGUUAAGUUAAAAAUUAAAUAAUAAAUGCUCUCUAAAAACCGAA
This is a messenger RNA of Drosophila biarmipes, 517 nucleotides long. RefSeq lists its product as uncharacterized. The transcript has a single exon. Lineage: Eukaryota; Metazoa; Arthropoda; Insecta; Diptera; Drosophilidae. The record is from RefSeq and is a predicted model, not a curated record. The coding region runs from base 54 to 422 and encodes 122 amino acids.